Messenger RNA from Terrapene triunguis (Three-toed box turtle), 789 nucleotides. RefSeq names its product tail-anchored protein insertion receptor WRB-like. The transcript has 5 exons. Gene Ontology annotation, biological process: tail-anchored membrane protein insertion into ER membrane. Bases 125 to 637 code for a protein of 170 amino acids. Lineage: Eukaryota; Metazoa; Chordata; Testudines; Emydidae. The record is from RefSeq and is a predicted model, not a curated record.
AGGGGGUGGGUGAGGUGGAUGCGCAUGCGCAGUGCCAAGAGGUGGAGGAGUCCUGCUGUUUAAUGGCGGCCGCGUGCGCGUGGUAACGGUAGUUCGGUGGCGGCUGCGAGGGGGUGGGUGGGUGAUGGCGGAGAGCGGCGCGUGGCUGCUCGUGCUGAGCUCGGUGUUUCUGUGCAACCUUCUCAAAAUCCUCCUGCCCUCCUGCUCCUCCAUCAUAUCCAGAUUGCUACAGAAGGAUGCAGAGCAGGAGGCCCAGAUGAGAGCCGACAUUCAAAACAUGAAGCAAGAACUCUCAACCAUUAGUAUGAUGGAUGAGUUUGCUAGAUAUGCCCGGCUGGAAAGAAAGAUUAACAAAAUGACUGACAAACUUAAAACUCAUGUGAAAGCACGAACUGCUCAAUUAGCCAAAAUAAAGUGGGUGAUAAAUAUUGUAUUCUACAUUCUACAAGCUGCUUUGAUGAUCUCACUAAUUUGGAAAUAUUAUUCUGAGCCAGUUACUGUGCUUCCAAGCAAAUGGCUAGCCCCAUUGGAGCGUUUAGUAGCCUUUCCUACUGGAGUGGCAGGUGGUGUUGGAAUUACAUGCUGGCUUGUGGUCUGCAACAAAGUUGUGGCCAUUAUGCUUCACCCUUUCAGCUGAGAAGGAAUCCCAGAAUUCUGAACUGCAUUUCCGUUAUUAUAGUUAGAAAGUGGAGUCCUGAAGUCUUUUACGAGAGACAAAAUACAGAGCUUGCCCUAAGUACUUCACUUCUGGUGUAUAAAGGGAGAGAAGCCCUUUCUAUCUAAGAAAGC